AUGCUAGGCGCCGACAAAACCUAUUACUCCGAUUACGCCGAAGUCGAUAGUGACUCGGUAUUUCAGACCAUAUCAAAAUGCGUUGGCCUACGAACCAUUGAGAUUGGUCACCGAGUCCUGCCCUGCAGUGCCGACGUCUUUGGGCAGCUACACCGGCUACCACGACUGCUGUCGUUUAGUCUGGCUGUGGUGUUAUCAUACGAGGUGAAGGCGAUUGAAGGAACAACAUUCGAAUUGAUCCCCCAUAUGUCAGGCCAUAGGAGACUGCCGAAAAAGGCAGUAUUAUGGCUCAAGACGGGCAAGGAGAUCAAUCCCAUAGCGAUCAGCAGCGAUGAAGACCUCAAGGAGUGCGAGCGUAAUUUCACCACCAACUUCCUCGUGCAUCUGCGAAACGAAAUCAAGAGCAACCCGAGGCGUUUGAUAAUGGAGUCUAGUGCUGAGAAGAAGCAAGAGAGUUAUAACCGUGCAGCCCGCCGGCAGCGGCGCCAGCACGCCGAAAUGAUCCUAAUGUCGCCGUGGACUACGUUCAUAUCGUCACCUACAACGCCGGCAGGGAUGGCUGCCAUAUCCCGCUUCUUCUUUCAAGAUGAGCCUUCCGCGCAAGUACUCACGCUACGCGACAGGUCUGAAUGUGCGAUUGAUCUUCUUGGCUUGCCAUCGUCGGGUGCGACGCGAGCUCGGCACGCUCGCGACCGCAUGAAGGAGGCAAAGGCACUUCACGCCAUGGGAAAACUGACUGUUGGGGAGAAGCGUGUCCGACAGCAGAUCGAGAACCGACGCGAGGGAAAAGAAAUAGCUGAGCUGGCGGCAAUAGAGGCUGCCGAACGGGAGGGCCAAGCUCAGCGUUUGAAGAAUAGAGAGGAGCAGAAACGAGCCAUCAAAGAGGCACUGCGCAUCAAGCAACAAGUGAGGGCUGACGCAAAGGCAGAGGCGCAUGAUUUGCGGCUGGCGGAGAGAAAGCGGUUACAGCCGUCCUUUCCGAUGACGGCAGUGCAGACAGAGGAGGAGGGUGACCAAAAUGAAUUUCUAUCAGCACCAUGGCCAAAGACGCGAGAGAUACACACACGGUCGCUCAAGAAGCAGCCAGCCAAACACUUGCGGAAGGUUUAUGCGCGAUAG
Grosmannia clavigera kw1407 is the source of this 1119-nucleotide messenger RNA. RefSeq lists its product as uncharacterized. The coding region runs from base 1 to 1119 and encodes 372 amino acids. The transcript has a single exon. Lineage: Eukaryota; Fungi; Ascomycota; Sordariomycetes; Ophiostomatales; Ophiostomataceae. The record is from RefSeq and is a predicted model, not a curated record.